Thyridium curvatum is the source of this 639-nucleotide messenger RNA. RefSeq lists its product as uncharacterized. The coding region runs from base 1 to 639 and encodes 212 amino acids. The record is from RefSeq and is a predicted model, not a curated record. The transcript has a single exon. NCBI's taxonomy places the organism in Eukaryota, Fungi, Ascomycota, Sordariomycetes, Thyridiales, Thyridiaceae.
AUGGCUUUCGCGAGGCAUCAGCCGUGCAUAAUUCUACAGAGAGCUGGCAUUUCCUGCACUGUCUGGUUCGAAGAUGCCUUGGCACACUACGGAGUUCCCACUGAUGUCUUCUCCUUAUAUGUCCUCGUCGCCGACAUAGACCAAGCGAGGCAGGCCUUGGUUCAUAAUGGCUGGACAGACGCAUUGGAGCCACCCGAGACCCUGACUCAUUUUCUCCUCUGCCAUCCUGAAGUUCAACGCCGACGGCUGAACCCCCCAGCUUCCGAUGCAGCAGCACCGCAUUGGAUGGUGAGCACCGUCCUCCUCCCGGCCGACGACUGGUACUUUCCCGCCCAAGAGCUUGCGUGGUCCGCCUCGCAGAAUCACUUCUACCCCUCGCUGCCACCGUUGACCAACAGCCUGAUCUCUAAGCUCCUUGAUGCGCCCCAUGCCAGUCGGCUGCAGAGUACUAUGGCGUUGUAUCUGGUGUACCUCUAUGGCCACGUCAAGCCCCUGAAGGAUCGGGAAUUCACAAAAAAUAUCAUGUAUGAGAAUCGCCGGUUUCAUAGCGAUGCCGUCGCUGGCCUCUCUGUUGGGACAUUGCCAGUGAUAGAGGAGGAGCGCCGGUUCCGGGAUCAGCUGCGGAGCGAGAAGCACUAA